UGUUCCGGUUCUCUGUAAAAUCGAUUUCUUUCGUCUCCUUUGUCAAAAAAAAAGCCGAAAACUGGGAAAUUUGUCGGCGUUGUUUGAAUCUUGUAGAGCACUGAAAUUUUUUCCAAUUGAUUUAUAAGUUUUUUGAUGAUUUGAUAUGCAGUAUCCGAUCUCUGGAUCGGCUGCUCUAUGGACACUGUACGCUGUGAAUUUUCCGGUGUGAUUUGAAUUGACUCGUCGUAGUGAGGGUUUAAGAGAUGGAUUUGGUCUCUAGUUGCAAGGAGAAACUUGCGUAUUUUCGGAUAAAAGAGCUUAAGGAUGUGCUUAAUCAGCUGGGACUUUCUAAACAGGGAAAGAAGCAGGACCUUGUCGAGCGGAUCUUGAUCAUUCUUUCUGAUGAGCAUGCGGCCAGGUUGUGGUCUAAAAAGGAUGCUGUGGCAAGGGAAAAGGUCGCAAAACUAGUGGAGGAUGCAUAUAGGAGAAUGCAAGCAUGUGGGGCAAGUGACGUAGCGUCAAAAGGACAAGUUAGUUCAGAUAUCAGUACUUUUAAAGUUAAGGGAGAACUUGAAGAUCACUUUCAACCAGAAACUAAAGUUCGGUGUCUUUGUGGAAGCUCACUAGAGACAGAGUCAAUGAUACAGUGCGAGGAUCCGAGAUGCCAUGUCUGGGAGCAUGUUGGUUGUGUCAUUAUCCCGGAGAAGCCUAUGGAAGUUCAUCCACCUCUUCCUGAAUCAUUUUACUGUGAAAUCUGCCGACUUACCCGUGCUGACCCAUUUUGGGUCACAAUGGCGCAUCCAUUGUAUCCGGUGAAGAUGACUGCAAUGACGAUCCCAACUGAUGGUUCAAACCCAAUGCAGAGUGUGGACAGAACAUUUCAAAUAACAAGGGCAGACAAAGACUUAUUGGUGAAACAUGAGUACGAUAUUCAGGCUUGGUGUAUGCUCUUGAAUGACAAAGUUCUAUUUAGGAUGCAGUGGCCUCAAUAUGCAGAUCUGCAAGUCAAUGGUGUGCCUAUUCGUGCUAUUAACCGACCCGGGUCACAGCUUCUGGGGGCGAAUGGCCGCGAUGAUGGACCUAUUAUUACACCUUGUGUUAGAGAUGGAAUUAACAAGAUAUCCUUGAGUGGAUGUGACUCCCGCAGUUUUUGUUUGGGUGUAAGACUUGUGAAGCGACGGACUCUCCAACAGGUCUUAAACAUGAUUCCGGAUGAAGAUAAAGGUGAACCUUUUGAAGAUGCUCUUGCGCGUGUACGCCGAUGCAUUGGAGGUGCAACUGGAAAUGAUGAUGCCGACAGUGACAGUGAUAUUGAGGUUGUCGCAGAUUUCUUUGGUGUCAAUCUCCGGUGUCCUAUGAGCGGCUCUAGGAUGAAAGUUGCUGGGAGAUUUAAACUCUGUGUGCACAUGGGAUGUUUUGACCUUGAGGUGUUUGUGGAGUUGAAUCAACGUUCCAGAAAGUGGCAAUGUCCUAUUUGUCUGAAGAACUACUCUCUGGAGCAUAUAAUCAUAGAUCCUUAUUUUAACCGGAUCACAUCAAAGAUGAGACAUUGUGAUGAAGAGUUGACUGAGAUUGAAAUGAAGCCUGAUGGUUCUUGGCGUGUGAAGUUCAAAAGUGAAAGUGAGCGCAGGGAAUUGGGGGAACUCUCACAAUGGCACUUACCUGAUGGUAGUCUCUUCUCCACAGUUGAUGAGAUUAAACCCAAGAUGGAAAUGCUAACACCGGUUAAACAAGAAGGUUGCUCAGAUGGUCCAACCCCUUUAAAACUUGGAAUAAGGAAGAAUCGCAAUGGUAUUUGGGAAGUUAGCAAACCUAAUAUUAAUGGUUUGUCUUCCAGUAAUAGGCAAGAGAAGCUUGAGUAUCAGGAGCAUAAUGUUAUACCAAUGAGCAGUAGUGCCACUGGAAGUGGUAGGGAUGGUGAUGACCCUAGCGUAAACCAGGACGCUGUUGGAACCUUUGAUUUUGGAAACAAUGGGAUGGAGCUUGAUUCUCUAUCCAUGAAUGUAGAUCCAAGCUACAACUUUAUUGAUAGGAAUCAUCAACCAGCAGCAACGAGUAAUAAUGAAGUCAUCGUUUUAAGUGAUUCUGAUGAAGAAAAUAAUGUUGUAAUCACUGGGGGUUCUGCCUACAAUGAGAAUCUAAUUGAUGGCGGGGUAAAUUUUCCAUUGCACCCACCUGUUAUUAACUCGUAUAGUGAAGACCCUCACACCGUGGCAGGGAACAAUUCGGGCUUGGGUCUUUUCGCCAACAUUGACGAUGAUUAUGAUAUGCGCCUUUGGCAGUUUCCUUCGGAACCCCAAGGCGGACCCGGGUUCCAACUAUUUGCAUCUGAUGCUGAUGUAUCAGAUGGUUUAGUUGGCUUGGAGCCUGGUCCACUGGACUGUACCCCUGCAAUAAGUAGUGGUUACACAAUAGCUCCAGAGACAUCAUCGAUGCCAUCUGUUCCUAUGUUUCCAGAAUCGGUUGGACGAUGCGAAGCAGAUGCAAACUAUGGAUUAGUCGACAAUCCUCUGGCAUUUAGUAGAGAGGAUCCCUCACUUCAAAUAUUUCUUCCAACAAGACCAGAUACCUCAGCUCAGUCUGAUUUAAGAAGUCAGGCCGAGGUGUCAAAUGGAACCCCUAGUGACGAUUGGAUCUCUCUUAGGCUUGGUGAUCACGGGGAGACAAUUGGUGUAAACAGAGAUAAUGAAAACAACCCAGUGUCGACAAGGGAUGGUACUCUGGAUACCUUGUCACAGACUGCGUCGUUGCUUCUGGGAAUGAAUGACAGUAGUAAGCAAGAGAAGGCAAGUAGACAAAGAUCAGAUAGUCCGCUUUCGUUUCCUCGGCAGAAGCGAUCAGUAAGACCCCGGCUGUAUCUCUCAAUUGACUCAGAUUCAGAAUGACAUGUGAUUUAUUUGUUUGGAAUGAUACCACCCAUAAGUAUAGCCUACCUCGACUUGUUUGUUUGUUUUGCGGGGGUGAUUCGGUGUUCCUUUGAUUCUUUUACAUACGCAUAUAAUGCACAGAAAAAUCAAAUGGAUCAUCAUCAGAGCCAGAGAUUGGGAAGUUUUGCUUGAUUCUCUGUGCUUGGGCACCUUCAAGCUCUCAUGCAAGGAUGGUAUUUGCAAAGAAGUAGACAGGUUUAUAUAAGUUAAUGAAAGACGAAAGCAUUUGAUCAGUAAUUGUAUCUUCAAUAGGUUUUUUUUUCCUUAAAUGGUGGGGAAACGUCUGAUAAUUUAUUAACCAAAGCUGUACUAUGGUGAAUUGGGCAAAUAGAGGAAACAAACAUUUGUAAAUGUGGUCUCUUUUAUAUUUUUUUUUGUUUUGUUUAAUAGAAAAACCAGCUUUCUUCUUCCU
This is a messenger RNA of Arabidopsis lyrata subsp. lyrata, 3321 nucleotides long. Its product is annotated as E3 SUMO-protein ligase SIZ1. The coding region runs from base 246 to 2867 and encodes 873 amino acids. The transcript is spliced from 18 exons. Gene Ontology annotation, molecular function: zinc ion binding; SUMO ligase activity. The record is from RefSeq and is a predicted model, not a curated record. Gene Ontology annotation, biological process: protein sumoylation. NCBI's taxonomy places the organism in Eukaryota, Viridiplantae, Streptophyta, Magnoliopsida, Brassicales, Brassicaceae.